AUGGGUUGCGGGGAUUCAAAAUUCUCUUCAGAUUUGGACCAGGAACUCAAGGGGACGACCCUUAUCGGUUUUGCUUACAGUGGGGGCAUCAUACUUGGAGCUGAAUCUAGGGCUUCUAAUGAACGUGAAGAGCUUCUAUAUCCGCUUCGAAUUCGGGACGACAAAGACAAAGUGGUUCAAAUAUCUUCUAACAUAAUAUACGUAGUUCAAGGGGACGAGGUUGAUUGCGGAAACAUGAACGAUUCUAUGAAACAGAAGUUUCCGUACCAAGGUUAUACUACACCUUCAGUUUCAUGUGUAGUAGAAACGAUGUAUAACUAUCAGAACAGUCUCGACGAGAAGAAAGGUCCUCAAGUUCACCGUGUUUUUCUGAAAAACAAAAGGGUUGUGAAAGAACGAGCUGGUUUUCCCGCAGCGCUAGGAAGUGGUCAAAUUUUUGCUCUUGAUGUACUUGAAGGUUACUACUACAAUAUGACCACUGAAGCUGCUAUUGAGUUGGCGUUUAAAGCUUUAUUUAGAGCAACCUACUGA
Molecule: messenger RNA, 531 nt
Organism: Fragaria vesca subsp. vesca
Lineage: Eukaryota; Viridiplantae; Streptophyta; Magnoliopsida; Rosales; Rosaceae
Product: proteasome subunit beta type-5-A-like
Exons: 5
Coding region: 1-531 (176 amino acids)
Cellular component (GO): proteasome core complex
Source: RefSeq, a predicted model, not a curated record